Vitis riparia (riverbank grape) is the source of this 1014-nucleotide messenger RNA. Its product is annotated as GDSL esterase/lipase At4g10955-like. NCBI's taxonomy places the organism in Eukaryota, Viridiplantae, Streptophyta, Magnoliopsida, Vitales, Vitaceae. The transcript is spliced from 2 exons. The record is from RefSeq and is a predicted model, not a curated record. The coding region runs from base 1 to 1014 and encodes 337 amino acids. Gene Ontology annotation, biological process: lipid metabolic process.
AUGGAGAAUUCUGCCCGAGCAUGCAUCUUGAAGGUGACAAAUGAUCAUCACCUCCGGGCAGUUGCUGCGAGCCUGGUUCAGGGAGCAUACAAUUUAGAAUUUGAUCGCCAGGAUUCCCAAGAUCCCCAAGAUCCCCAAGGCCGUUGGUGGCACUUCUUUCAUUUUGAGUUAAAAGAUAAGCUCAUAGAUGAUAAAGAUUCAUCCAUCUACGGUGUCGUGUAUGAAAUCAAGUGCACAUACACUAACCAUUUGCCAAAAUCUGCCCCAAAGUUUGUUAUUGCCUUUCGUGGCACAAUCCUCAGCACCAAGAGCCGGGACAUGAAGUUGAAUAUGAAGGUCUUCGCUGGUAAACUUCACAAGGACAAGCCCCGCUUUAAACACGCGCUGGAAGCUGUCAAAGCAGUUGUUCGAGAAGCCUGGCCUGCAAAUAUUUGGUUAGUAGGGCAUUCCCUGGGGGCAGCCAUUGCGAUGCUGGUUGGAAAAUCCAUGGCCCAGGAGGGUAAGAAUCUCACAACUUUCCUUUUCAAUCCACCUUUCUUGAGGUAUUCCCUCUCAAAGAAUAUCAAAAAUCCAACUUUAAAGGAUGGAAUCCUCUCGACAAAGAAUGUUAUCAAAGCUGGGAUCUCUUUUGUUGGGGGUGAUCAUCUGUGGCAGGAACUAUAUGACCAAUUUAAUGCAUUGUCUUAUUGGAUCCCCAACCUGUUUGUGAACCAAGACGAUCCUCUUUGCUCAGGGUAUAUAGACCAUUUUAGAAAUAGGAAGAUCGAAGAUGAGAUACGUUCAAUAAGGAGUGCAAUAAAAGCUGCAUUUGUGAAGGAUCCACAACUACCCAUAUAUCUACUUCCUAAGGCAUAUCUAACUAUUAGCAAGAUCUCAUCCCCACCCAAUAUUUGUAAAAUUCGUGAAGCUCAUGGAAUAAAACAAUGGUGGUACCAAAUGUCUAUAGGGCCAGGCUUUGCAAAUUCAUCAACAAAGGUAUUGAUAGAUGAUGCCAUCCCCGUGGGUGAACCCUGA